Messenger RNA from Mercenaria mercenaria, 1604 nucleotides. RefSeq names its product calmodulin-like. Gene Ontology annotation, molecular function: calcium ion binding. The record is from RefSeq and is a predicted model, not a curated record. The transcript is spliced from 6 exons. Lineage: Eukaryota; Metazoa; Mollusca; Bivalvia; Venerida; Veneridae. The coding region runs from base 275 to 745 and encodes 156 amino acids. Gene Ontology annotation, cellular component: cytoplasm.
AGUGUUUGCUUAAUAUUAAAAACGACUAAUAGAAUAUACUACAGUUGCGAACUAUUGGUUUUAUAUAGAAAUUGUUUUGGUUUUUGUUAAGACUUUUUGAAUGCGAUAAUAGGUUCGUUUCAACACAGUGAAAGUUACGACAUUGUGAAAAAUUUGAUACGGAUCAAAUAUAUCAAUUUACAAUAUAAAAUGGAUCUGUUUUAGAAUGCACACGUUCGUGUAGUUUUUUUCAUAACAUUAAAGGGUUCCGCUAAAAGUACUUAAAACUUAAAAAAUGACUUCGAAAAACAGUAAGGAAAAAGAGAAUGAGGUCAAACUAACAGAAGAACAAAUUGCAGAAUUCCGACUGGCCUUUAGCGUGUUUGACAAAGAUGGUGAUGGGACAAUAUCGACGACAGAACUAUCUUCAGUUCUGAAGAACAUGGGACAGAACCUUCCCGACGCUGACCUUGAAGAAAUGAUUAACGAAGUGGAUGAAGACGGUAAUGGAGAAAUAGAUUUUGACGAGUUUUUAACAAUGAUGGAAAACAAGCUACAAUAUAAGGAAAACGAAGACGAGAUUUUGGAGGCAUUUAAAGUGUUUGACAACGGCAAAGGGUUUAUACGCGCCUCUGACCUCAGAGAAAUCUUAAAGACCCUAGGUGACCGAAUGACAGAUGAAGAGGUAGACGAAAUGAUGCUGGAAGCUGACAUUAAAGACGGCAUGAUCAAUAUACAUGAAUUUGUGACUGUGAUUUGCCGAUGACUUCAGAGCUUAUAUAAACCAGCAUAAAUCGAAAUAGAGACAAAUUGAAAGGAGAUGAUGCACUGAACAGUACUAGUAGAUAUAGUGUUCUCUGUGAAGUAUUUCAUCUCACUUAUUGUCAUUUAGAGACGAUUUCUAUAGCAACCUUUUGUCAUUCUAUUUUGCUGAAGACGUCAUUUGCUUUUGGAUGGAAGAUAGCUGUCUACUGUUUAUAAGGAAUUAUUUUGAAAAAUUAUCUAUGAAAGAUGGACUUACAAGAUGGUUAUCAUGCAGUAAUGAAAAACAUCUGCUCAUUAUUUUCUUAACGAAACAUUUUUAGCUCGUUUUUGUGAUCGCUCAAUGUCCGGCGUCUGUCUGUCGUCUGUCGGCUGUCAACAUUUAGCUUGUGUAUGCGAUAGAGGCUGUAUUUUUCAACUAAUCUUCAUGAAAUUUUGUAAGAAUAAUAACCUUGAUAAAAUCUAGGCCAAGUUUGAAAAUGGGUCAUCUGGGAUCAAAAACUAGGUCACCAGGUCAAAUCAAAGAAAAGCCUUGUGUAUGCGAUAGAGGCUGUAUUUUUCAACUGAUCUUCAUGAAAUUUUGUCAGAAUGAUUACCUUGAUAGAAUCUAGGCCAAGUUUGAAAAUGGGUUAUCUGUAAUAAAAACUAGGUCACUAGGUCAAAUUAAAGAAAAACCUUUGUGUAUGCGAUAGAGGCUGUAUUUUUCAAUUGAUCUUCAUGAAUUUUGGUCAGAAUGAUUACCUUUAUGAAAUCUAGGUCAAGUUUGAAUGUGGGUCACCUGGGGUUAAAAACUAGGUCAAUAGAUCAAAUCAAAGAAAAACCUUGUGUAUGCAGUAAGGGCUGCAUUUUACACUGGAUCCUCA